Fonsecaea nubica is the source of this 1368-nucleotide messenger RNA. RefSeq lists its product as hypothetical. Gene Ontology annotation, biological process: DNA-templated transcription. Gene Ontology annotation, molecular function: DNA binding; zinc ion binding. The transcript has 3 exons. Bases 1 to 1368 code for a protein of 455 amino acids. NCBI's taxonomy places the organism in Eukaryota, Fungi, Ascomycota, Eurotiomycetes, Chaetothyriales, Herpotrichiellaceae. The record is from RefSeq and is a predicted model, not a curated record.
AUGAAAAUCGAGCAAUUCCAAAGAAUGCUGAAAGCAACCAGCGAUCAACAAUCACUUCCUACUCCGCCUGAAGAAUCGGCGCUGGAGGCCGCAGUCGACCACGGUCUUUCACCCAAAGCGCAGUCUAACAUCCCUAUGCAUGUUUACGAGCGAUUUUUAGAGGUUUUCCGCCUGCGCCUAUACUCCGUGUGGCCCAUCGUCUCGCAUGAUGAACUCAUCACCGCUCUAAGGAACAAUCAUGAAGACCAUGAGUCGUUCUCUCUCGCUGCAGCGCUGUGUGCAGCUGUCAUUGCUCAACUCCGGCUUCCCGAGCAUGUGGCAUCCUUCAGUUCCUCUUCCUCGGAAUUGGUGGCAGAAGCCCAGAGACUGAGACAUUUUUUCGAGUAUCGAGAACAAUAUUCUAUGUCGUCACUUCUGACCUCAUUUUUCCUCCAUAUCUAUUAUGCAAAUGCAGACAAACUCCGCACCGCCGGUUUCUACCUGCGAGAGACCCUCACCUACGCCCAUGGCCUCGGAUUGCAUCAGCUUGACAGUUACGCCGGCAUAGACCCAAGAGAGCGUCAAUUAAGAUUGCGAGUAUACUGGACCUUGUUUAUCUCCGAAAGAACAUAUUGUGUCCAGAAUGGCCUUCCAACCACAUUAAAGCCAAUCCACGAGUUUCCGAGCGCUGAUCCAACAGAAGGAUAUAACGCCGUCCCCAUGCCGGCAUUCAUAGGCUUGAUUCAACUCUUCACCUUCCUUGAUGGCGAUAUCCUCGAAUCUGUCCCUUUGUCGACAAGUCUUGCAUGUAAUCUUAGUGCGAAAGACAGAAUAUCGACCCUGCAGCGUGAUCUCAGCUGUCAUCCGCUUAGUGAAGGCCUGAACGAGUCGCAAGGGGUGGAUAUACUGGCUACCCGGAAUUGGAUUCGAAUACUGCUUUGGCAGUACACAAUUGCCCAUUUUGCGGUGUCUUGUCACGCCCGAGAUCAGGCAUUCUCAGCGUUGCUCCCAACGAAGAUUGCACGCGACAUGCUCUCCGUUCUUGAAAAUGUGUCGUGGAAAUCCAUCCAGCCUCAUGGAUAUGGCAUGGAGCUCAAGGUAUUUCGCAUCGCCGACUCCCUGUUGGACGUCCUCCUUUGCGCCCCUUCUUCACCUGGAACGCGAGGCCUUUUGAUGGACUCAAGGCAGGCGCUGCAUCUCCUGGAGAAAGUGCUCGUUGACGUAGGAGGGACCGAAUCACGAUUCUUAGCCACGUUGCGAAAACGGAUGGUCGAGUCACAACUCCCGGUGCAAAACACUUUGCAAAAUGACCUACAACUUUCACGGCAUUUGGAAACAGACGGCAACAAGAAGCCCACGAAUGGGCAGGGUCCUGUUAGUAAUGAGUAG